AUGGUUCAUCAGACAGCUCGUGACUACCUUCUCAAAACUCCAGACCUCGAAUUUUCCAUCACUGCGCUUGAAGCUCAUAGGCAGCUGUUUACUAGGUCGCUCGUGUACCUUCUAGAUCCGCACUUGAAAGCGAACGUAGGACAGACUGCAGCGCUAACGGCCUCAUCAUUUCUACAAUAUGCAACAACAUGCUGGCCCUACCACCUCGACUUGAGCCGCUUGAGCCGACCAUCCUCCACGUCUCUUUUACCGCUCUUAGCCAAGUUCUUUCGCGGUUCUUACGUCCUCACAUGGAUCCACGCCCUCGCAUAUUUCGACCAAUUGAAGAUCUUAGUCCAAGCAUCAGAGUAUUUGCACGCGUUCGCCAGCAAGAAACGUAAGAUGCAUGCAGACGAUGUCCCCCACAAGGAGUGCAUCGAGGAUUUAGAGCUUCUUGACUCCUGGGCUGCAGACCUUCUCAAAGUCUUGGCGAAGUUUGGUCGAAAUCUAAGCCAGGAAUCGAGUGCUAUCUACAAGCUUAUACCACCAUUCUGCCCAAAGGAAUCCGUAAUUUAUCGACGACACGGGAAGAAGGAUCACUCCUCUUCUCCGACAGUGACAGGCUUGACUGAUCCAUCUUGGGAUGAUUGUUUGGCCAAGAUUUCCCUUGGGGUAUUACUCCAAGCUUUGCAGAUAGAGUGUGUCACUCAUUACAUUUGCAUCCUGACCACGUCGGGAAUCAUCAUUCUGUGUGACGCAUUGGCCUUGAGGGAGAUACGACGUCUCGAUCAUUGCGAAUUCGUUUUCGAGAUAGCACCCAACAUCGCGGUUGAAACAUUGGUCACGUAUCGCUACUAUUCAAAAAAGUGUGGUCGAUCGCACUAG
Molecule: messenger RNA, 864 nt
Organism: Letharia columbiana
Lineage: Eukaryota; Fungi; Ascomycota; Lecanoromycetes; Lecanorales; Parmeliaceae
Exons: 1
Coding region: 1-864 (287 amino acids)
Source: RefSeq, a predicted model, not a curated record